This is a messenger RNA of Phalaenopsis equestris, 945 nucleotides long. RefSeq names its product maf-like protein DDB_G0281937. The transcript has 9 exons. The record is from RefSeq and is a predicted model, not a curated record. Gene Ontology annotation, molecular function: nucleoside triphosphate diphosphatase activity. NCBI's taxonomy places the organism in Eukaryota, Viridiplantae, Streptophyta, Magnoliopsida, Asparagales, Orchidaceae. The coding region runs from base 142 to 765 and encodes 207 amino acids.
CAUUUAAAUGCCCCAAGAGUUUGAGGAGGAUUUAGCCAUAAAUCCCCUGCUUCCAGCCUCUCUUCUUCCAGAACCUCAUUCGUCGAUCUCCACCACCUCGCCGGUUCUUCGUUCCGUGAUUGCCGGUAAGAGACAGAGCAAAUGACGAUCAAUCGUCUUCCUUUCAAGAUAAUCUUGGGUUCUUCAUCAGUGGCUCGUCGGCAUAUUUUAUCAGAGAUGGGUUAUGAAUUUGAAAUCAAGACUGCAGGUAUAGAUGAAAAAGCUAUUCGUAAAGAAAAGCCAGAAGAGUUGGUAAGAGUUUUAGCCGAAGCGAAGGCUGAUGCUAUUUUGUCUAGGCUGAAGGUUACAGAUUACAAGAACAUUGAGCCGACACUCCUCAUUACGUCUGAUAUUGUGGUGGUGCAUGAAGGGUCAAUUAGAGAAAAACCAAUCACAGAGGAAGAAGCAAACCAAUUUCUUAGAGGCUAUUCUGGCAGUCAUAUAACUACUGCGAAUUAUGUUCAUGUCAUCAAUCUCAAGACAGGCAUGAGAAUUGGAGGCUUGGAUAAAGCUGAGGUUUACUUCUAUCAAAUACCUGAUGAGGUUAUUCAAAGCCUGAUAAAGGAAAGAAUUGUAUUCAAUGUUGCUGGAGGGCUGCUGUUAGAACAUCCUCUGAUAUUGCCAUUAGUGGAAGCAGUGAUUGGGGCUCCUGAUAGCGUGAUGGGGCUUCCCAAGGCUCUUACAGAAAAGCUGAUCCAUGAAGCUCUCACUGAACAAGAAUCUUAGUUUUCAGAAUUAGGUGUUUUAUCAGGGACCAAUUUGUGAUUAUUGUAUUGUUUUUCUAAAGAUUUAAUUUAUGUUGGGGGAAAUGGCUCAUAUUUCAGAAACAACUCGUUAAUUAGUUCGUGUUUGAUACGUUUGCUAAGUAAACAAGCUAAAGAUGAACAAUUUUUUUGCGCUCUAUGU